CAAGUUUUGUACUUUGCCGGGAAAAGUUAAUGAAGCUGUGAUCGAGAGCUUGGAUCUGAAACUAGUAACAAGAUAUUUUGUUAUAUUACUAAUGCUUUGCAGCUUUUGUGCUUCACCGGAAAAGUUAAAUAGAGGCGGGAUUGAACUUUGGGAUUCAGAAUUUAGAAAAACUUGGAACUAG
Molecule: messenger RNA, 181 nt
Organism: Dentiscutata erythropus
Lineage: Eukaryota; Fungi; Glomeromycota; Glomeromycetes; Diversisporales; Gigasporaceae
Source: the annotation of a GenBank genome assembly